This is a messenger RNA of Penicillium arizonense, 1290 nucleotides long. Its product is annotated as DUF3500 domain-containing protein. Bases 1 to 1290 code for a protein of 429 amino acids. The record is from RefSeq and is a predicted model, not a curated record. The transcript is spliced from 2 exons. NCBI's taxonomy places the organism in Eukaryota, Fungi, Ascomycota, Eurotiomycetes, Eurotiales, Aspergillaceae.
AUGGCGAACCAGGCAAUGUUGGAAAAGCCCACUGGCGAGUACCGACAAUACCUACCAGACCUGAGCCUAAAGCGCUUCGAGGUGAUGUGCCAGCAAGAUGCGCACGAAUACGCCCACGACUUUAAGACCGGACACCAGCCGCCAUGGCUGCAUGCACUGUAUAUGCAUUGGUUGGAGCUAUUGCAGGAGCCAUUCAAGGGCGUGACCACCGACGGAAACGUCCGCCCAGGUCUAUUCACAUUACAAGACGAAGAUGUCCCCAUCCAACAAAUCGUGGACGCAACCAACGCAGUAACAGCCCAGCUAGACGACAAGCAACAAGAAGCCAUAAACUACCACAUCGACUCCCCCCACUGGCGCACAUGGUCAAACCCCGAAUUUCUCCUCGCGCACAAAGGCAUCCGGCUCGACGAAGUCAACUCGCAAACCCGCAACGCAGUAAUGAACGUGCUAAAGACAACCCUCUCCCCAGAAGGCUACGAGAAAGCCGUCAGCGCCAUGCGCAUCAACCACUUCCUCGGCGAGCUAGUCAAGUCCCCAGCAGUGAUGAACGAAUUCUCCUACAACUUCGUCCUCUUCGGGCGGCCCUCGACCACCAGACCGUGGGGCUGGUCCUUCUACGGCCACCACCUGUGCCUGAACAUCUUCCUGUACAAGGGCCAGAUCAUCGCCUCACCAUGGUUUACGGGCGCAGAGCCUAACGAGAUUGAUGCGGGUCCGCACGCUGGUACGCGCAUUAUGCAGAUCGAGGAGAAGCUGGGCUUGCAGCUGAUGCAAUCUCUUUCUGCGGAAUUGCAGGCUUCAGCGCGGGUCUUUGCUCUCAUGAAGGAUCCGGCUAUGCCGCCUGGGCGCUGGAACAAGGAUGAUCAGCGCCACUUGUGUGGUGCGUACCGGGAUAACCGGGAAGUGCCGUAUGAGGGCAUUCUGGCGUCGACGUUUAGUGCUGAGCAGAAGGGGCUCAUGUAUGGCAUUCUUGAGCAGUACUUGCUUUAUCUGCCGGCGAAGUCGCGGGCUAUCAAGAUUGAUCAGGUGCGCGCGCAUGAGGAUGAGACAUACUUCUGUUGGAUUGGGGGCUUUGGGGAUGAGGAUCCGUUCUAUUAUCGCAUUCAGAGCCCUGUGAUUCUUGUUGAGUUUGAUCAUCACUCCGGGGUGUUUUUGAAUAACGAGGAGCCGAAGAAGUUCCACAUUCAUACGCUGUUGCGUACGCCGAAUGGUGGUGAUUAUGGUCAUGCGCUCCGGCCGUUGAUUCCUGCUGUGGAGGGUUUGAAUGGUAAGGAGAUUGUCUGGUAG